AUGCCACCUUUGUUUAUAACACCUCAUAAGUGUCUAAACGUCGUAAAGGGAUCCCUCCCCACCCCACCUCCAUCUUCACCGAAUUCGUCUCCAUGCGCCUUCCCCCGCCCGCGUGACGUCAUACCCCGCGCCUUAAAGUUCCCCCCGCACACCCGCUCACCCCUCGGAGUACCCGGCUCAGAACUCUCUUUUAAACACUACUUGUACGUUCAAAAUUUUCACGAUGAGGAUUUCGAUUUACUGACACGAAAGGGUAUAUUUCCGUACGAGUACGUGGAUUGCGUGGAUAAGCUGCAGGACACAUGUUUACCGCCGCGCGAAUCAUUUUUCAGUUCCCUGACCGAUAACACAGUAUCUGAAAGCGAUUACGCGCCCGCCGUUAAUGUCUGGCAUCGAUUCUCCAUCCAAACUAUGGGUGAAUACAGCGAUUUGUAUUUAAAAACAGAUGUUCUAUUAUUAGCCGAUGUUUUUGAAAAUUUCCGCGAUAAAUGUAUUGAAAGUUACGGUCUCGAUCCAGCGCAUUAUUACACUCUCCCCGGAUACACGUGGGAUGCGAUGUUAAAAUAUACUAAUAUCACUUUUGAAUUGCUUACUGACAUAGACAUGGUAAUGUUCAUCGAGUGCGGUAUACGCGGUGGCUUAAGUCAAUGUUCCGGCAGAUACGCGCAGGCUAAUAACAGAUACAUGCAAACGUAUGAUCCAUUGAAACCAUCGUCAUACCUUAUGUAUUUUGACGUUAAUAACUUGUACGGCUGGGCAAUGUGUCAACCGUUACCAUACACCGAAUUUCAAUGGAUCGAGGACGUUUCGAAUUUCAACGUAAACGCAAUCGCUUUGGAUUCACCCACAGGAUAUAUUCUUGAGGUCGAUCUCGAGUAUCCUCGAGACCUUCACGAUGCACACACCGACCUACCCUUCUGUUCGACGCGCGAUAAACCACCCGGCAAGCAUGAAAAUAAACUUCUAGCAACCUUAUAUGAAAAGAAACGUUACGUCAUCCACUACCGAAACUUACAGCAGUGCACGCGUCACGGUCUUCGUAUCGCAGAGAUACACCGCGUGUUAAAAUUCGCACAAUCUCCAUGGCUCUGCAAAUACAUAGAGUUAAACACGCAAUUCCGAAUCCGUGCAAAAAAUGAUUUUGAAAAAAAAUUGUAUAAAUUGAUGAAUAAUGCAGUAUUCGGAAAAACCAUGGAGAAUGUGCGUAAUCAUGUAGACGUUAAAUUAUUGACGAAAUGGAAGGGUCAGUAUGGUGCGGAGGCAAUGAUUGCGAAACCCAAUUUUCACAGUCGAAGUAUCUUUGCCGAAAAUUUAAUUGCUAUCGAACUCAAAAAACUUCAGGUGAAAUUCUACAAACCGAUCUACGUAGGCAUGUGUAUCUUAGAUAUUUCUAAAACGUGUCUAUAUGAAUUUCACCAUGAAUACAUGCUACCGCUGUACAAAAACAAAUGUAAAGUUAUGUACACCGACACCGACAGUCUCAUAUACCACGUCGAAUGUGAGGAUAUUUACGAGACAAUGAAACGCGAUAUCGCUAAGUUUGACACGAGCGAUUAUCCCGUCGACAACGCGUACGGUAUGCCUCUCGCGAAUAAGAAAGUGCCUGGUUUAAUGAAAGACGAGAACAAUGGCGCAAUAAUGACCGAGUUCGUUGGACUUAGGGCAAAGAUGUACGCAUUGAAGGUGGAUGGAAGGAACGAUACUAAAAAGGCGAAAGGUGUAAAAUGUAGCGUCGUGGCGCGAACUAUUACAUUUGAUGAUUACACACGCUGUUUAAGAGAUGAGAUCGAGAUGACGCGUCGCCAGUCAUGCAUAAGAUCUGUGCUACACGAUGUAUAUACAAUAUCCGAAACGAAAAUUGCUCUAAGUCCGUACGACGACAAACGAUAUCUUAUACCUGAUUCGGUCGAGACAUUGCCGUAG
Molecule: messenger RNA, 1923 nt
Organism: Monomorium pharaonis (pharaoh ant)
Lineage: Eukaryota; Metazoa; Arthropoda; Insecta; Hymenoptera; Formicidae
Exons: 1
Coding region: 1-1923 (640 amino acids)
Source: RefSeq, a predicted model, not a curated record